This is a messenger RNA of Sclerotinia borealis F-4128, 873 nucleotides long. NCBI's taxonomy places the organism in Eukaryota, Fungi, Ascomycota, Leotiomycetes, Helotiales, Sclerotiniaceae. The record is from the annotation of a GenBank genome assembly.
AUGGGCAUCAACAAGAAAACAAAGUUGAAGUCCCUCUCACAAGGUCGACCGCCAACGAUCAAGAAACCAGCUCAACGUCUAUCAAGCAAAGCAACUCGGGAAAUAAUCCGUAAUCAUCAUACAUUGGAGAAACGAAAGGCUAAAGCUUUAACAAAAGGAGAUGAAGUCACAGCAGUGGCACUUACACGUGAGAUUGCUUCACAAGGUGGGUUAGAAAGCUAUCAACGUGCAAGUUUGAUCGGCCAGGGCAAUGAUAGAGGUGGCGAUAGCAGCAAAAUCUUGAUGGAUUGGCUAGCGCCUCUAUGUAAAGACCUUAAAGACUUAGCUGGAAAAGGCUCACCAGUCCGCAUGUUGGAAGUUGGAGCACUGAGCACUACAAACGCCUGCUCGAGAAGCCAUACCUUUCAUGUGGAAAGAAUUGAUCUAAAUAGUCAGUCGGAGGGAAUCACACAACAAGAUUUCAUGGAACGACCGCUACCGAAAGAUGAAACGGAGAAAUUCAAUAUCAUCAGUCUUUCUCUUGUCUUGAACUAUGUUCCAGAUGGUGUAGGCAAAGGCAAUAUGUUACUUCGAACUCGCAAAUUCCUAGACACAAUCUGUCCGGCUGGUGAAGGAUUUAGCGAAUGGUUACCGGCAUUGUUCUUGGUCCUACCAUCGCCUUGUGUGAACAACUCACGUUAUAUGGAUGAAGCUAGGUUGGAGGCAAUUAUGGAGAGCUUGGGGUAUGUUUUGGUGAAGAAGAAGCUUUCGAACAAGCUGGUAUACUACCUCUGGCGUUUGCAGUCGCCAACGAUGAAACCACGACACUGGAAGAAGGAAGAGAUACGAGCUGGUGGCAGUCGCAACAACUUUGCAAUUGUGCUUAAAAAUUGA